Molecule: messenger RNA, 11085 nt
Organism: Lethenteron reissneri (Far Eastern brook lamprey)
Lineage: Eukaryota; Metazoa; Chordata; Hyperoartia; Petromyzontiformes; Petromyzontidae
Product: mucin-2-like
Biological process (GO): regulation of transcription by RNA polymerase II
Cellular component (GO): nucleus
Molecular function (GO): DNA-binding transcription factor activity, RNA polymerase II-specific; DNA binding
Source: RefSeq, a predicted model, not a curated record
AUGGAGCUCAUCCUCCUGGGCCUUCGCGCCUGCGCUCAGAUGGGCACCUCAACAACAACAACCACAACAACCACAACAACCUCCUGGUCAAGCGACGGCGCCACGGCCACGGCCACCAUCAUCGCCCUGUGCCGAGCCCUGGCUUGCCUGGCGCCGCAGGAAGACCGCGAGUUGGUGCGCGCCAGCCACCUCACCGCCUUCCUGUGCGCUCCCUCGGCCGACGCCCUGCCAGCGCUGGAGUGCCUCUUCUCAUCAUCAUCGUCAUCAUCGUCACCGGUAGCAUCGGUAGCUCCUUCACCGACACCGACGUUGUCAACGGCGCUACCGACGCCGUCAAAGGCACCACCGCCACCACUACCGAUUUCAACGGCACCACCGACAUCGUCAACGGCACUACCGCCAUCGUCAACGGCACUACCGCCAUCAUCAACGGCACUACCGCCAUCAUCAACGGCACUACCGCCAUCGUCAACGGCACUACCGCCAUCAUCAACGGCACUACCGCCAUCAUCAACGGCACUACCGCCAUCAUCAACGGCACUACCGCCAUCGUCAACGGCACUACCGCCAUCAUCAACGGCACUACCGCCAUCAUCAACGGCACUACCGCCAUCAUCAACGGCACUACCGCCAUCGUCAACGGCACUACCGCCAUCAUCAACGGCACUACCGCCAUCAUCAACGGCACUACCCGCCAUCAUCAACGGCACUACCGCCAUCGUCAACGCACUACCGCCAUCAUCAACGGGCACUACCGCCAUCAUCAACGGCACUACCGCCAUCGUCAACGGCACUACCGCCAUCAUCAACGGCACUACCGCCAUCAUCAACGGCACUACCGCCAUCGUCAACGGCAUUACCGCCAUCAUCAACGGCACUACCGCCAUCGUCAACGGCACUACCGCCAUCAUCAACGGCACUACCGCCAUCGUCAACGGCACUACCGCCAUCGUCAACGGCACUACCGCCAUCGCUCCGCCCCCUCGCCCCGCCUCGGCCAAUCGGGCGGCGGCGUGCAAUCCUCAGGCUCCGCCCCCUCGCCCCGCCUCGGCCAAUCGGGCGGCGGCGUGCAAUCCCCAGGCUCCGCCCCCUUCGCCCCGCCUCGGCCAAUCGGGCGGCGGCGUGCAAUCCUCAGGCUCCGCCCCCUCGCCCCCCUCGGCCAAUCGGGCGGCGGCGUGCAAUCCUCAGGCUCCGCCCCCUUGCCCCGCCUCGGCCAAUCGGGCGGCGGCGUGCAAUCCCCAGGCUCCGCCCCCUUUCCAGCUGGCCAAUCACCCUCUGGCGGCCACGCCCCCUAAGCUGGAGGCCCUCUGCCCGCCAUUGUCACUGGGUUCCGGCUCGCUCGUCACGACCCCGGACACGCCCCUCUCUACCGAAGCCCCUCCCCCCGUGACCCCCGCAACCCCCGCGACCCCGGUGACCCCGGUGUCAAUCCCCAACUCGCUGCGCACGGAGCUGCUGCUGCGCCUCAAGUCGCGGUGGCCUUUCCAGAUGGACCCCGAGUUCUGGAGUCCCGCGCUGCUGCGGCGCAACUGCUCGCGGCUCCUCGGCAUUGCCCAGCAGCAGCAGCAGCAGCGCGACCGCGCGGAGAAAACCGCCCCUCCGUCGUUCUUCUGCGGCGUCCGCCUCCUCACCGCCGGCACCGGCAAUGCCGCCGACGACGACGACGACGGCCACAUCUCGUGGCGCCAGCUCGUGGGGGGACGUCUCAACGGUGGCGGUGGCGGCGGUGGCCGCGCCGGCAAGAAGGGGCCGGUCGGUUCGGCCCGCCGACUCAACGGCACUCCCGGCGAGCCUCCGUUGCCACCCACUUUGCCGCCCGCUUUGCCGGGCACGCCGGGGCCCGCCGGUUGUGCCGACGGGCAGCCCAAGAAGAGGAAGAGGGGGCGGCCGCGGCUAGACGAGCGCGGCCCCGGUAACGCCGGUGCCGGUGCAGCCGCCGCGCCGGUUUUGGCGAAGGCAAAGUGCGCGGUGUGCGGCCGCAGCUUUGACCGCCGCUGCCCGGUGUGCGGGCCCAAGCAGCGGCUGCGGAGGGCGGUGGAUGUUGCCGGCGCCGGUGGCGGCGUCGGCGGUAACAACGGCGUGGCGGCGGUGCCAGGGGUGGUGGUGGUGCCGGGGGUGGUGGUGCCAGGGGCGGUGACGAGGGCGGUGCCGGGAGGCGAGUCGAGGGGCCUGGACAGGAAGGAGAGGGAGCAGGAGAAUGAAGAGAGAAAAGAAAGGAAGGAGGAGAGGGAGGAGGACAGGAAGGAGGACAGGAAGGACAGGAAGGAGGAGAGGAAUGAAGAGAAGAAGGAAAGGAAGGAGGAGAGGGAGGAGGACAGGAAGGACAGGAAGGAAGAGAGGAAUGAAGAGACGAAGGAGGAGGGGUCGGUUUGCGUUGGCGGCACGGUUGAGGUCUCUCCCGGCAGCGUCGCCGGGAUACGAGGUGCGACGGAGGGACGCGGCCGAGGGAGGCCGGCCGGUGGAGACGACUCUGAGGCCUUGGCCACCACAGCGGCAGUGGCCACCACAGCGGCGGCCACGGUGGCCACAGGGACGCUGUCCGAUGGCUUGUCCCACGGCGGUGGAGACGCGGAGACAACUGGUGACGUGGAGACACGGAGAGGCGUGGGGAUGCCGGGAAACGCGAAGACACGGGGAGACGUGGAGACACGGGAAGACGUGGGAAUGCCGGGAGAUGUGGAGACACGGGAAGACACGGCGACACGGGGAGACGUGGAGACACGGGGAGACGUGGGGAUGCCGGGAGACGCGAAGACACGGGGAGACGUGGAGACACGGGAAGACGUGGGAAUGCCGGGAGAUGUGGAGACACGGGAAGACACGGCGACACGGGGAGACGUGGAGACACGGGGAGACAUGGGGAUGCCGGGAGACGCGGAGACACGGGAAGACGCGGAGACACGGGGAGACGUCAUGGUGACAAGAUCGGACGUGGGGACACGGGGAGACAUGGGGAUGCCGGGAGAUGUGGAGACACGGAGAGAUGAGGACACACGGGGAGACGUGGAGACAAAAUCAGACGCGGAGACGCCUGGUGACGUGGAGACACGGGGACACGUGGGUAUGCUGGGAGAUGUGGAGACACGGGAAGACGCGGAGACACGGGAAGACGCGGAGACACGGGGAGACGUGGUGACACGGGGAGACGUGGAGACACGGGGAGACGUGGGGAUACCAGGAGAUGUGGAGACACGGAGAGGCGCGGAGACACGGGGAGACGUGGAGACACGGGGAGACACGAAGACACAGGGAGACGUGGGGACACGGGGAGACACGGAGACACAAGGAGAUGCGGACACACGGGGAGAUGAGGACACACGGGGACACGUGGAGACACGGGGAGAUGUGAAGACACGGGGAGACACGAAGACACGGGGACACGUCGCGGAGACAAGACCAGACGCGGGGACACGGGGAGACGCCGCUGGAGGGAAGGGCGACGCUCCGGGCGGCGCCGAGAGCACGGAGGCGGGGAGCGCGCCGAGCUCCGGGCAGACGGGGGGAUCGGAGAUCUCACCGGUGGAGAGCACAGCCGUCGUCGCUGGGAGCACGAACCGCGCUGGGGACGGGAGCACGCGGCUCGGAGCUGCCGGUGAGAGCACGGAGAGUAGGCUGGAGAGUAGAGAGAGUACGCUGUGGAGUACGGAGAGUAGGCUGCAGAGUACGGAGAUUAGGCUGGAGUGUACGGAGAGUAGGCUGGAGAGUACGGAGAGUAGGCUGGAGAGUACGGAGAGUAGGCUGCAGAGUACGGAGAGUACGCUACAGAGUAGAGAGAGUAGUCUACAGAGUAGAGAGAGUCGUCUGCGGAGUACGGAGAGUACACUGCAGAGUAGAGAGAGUACACUGCAGAGUAGAGAGAGUAGUCUACAGAGUAGAGAGAGUAGUCUACAGAGUACGGAGAGUACUCUGCAGAGUAGAGAGAGUAGUCUGCGGAGUAGAGAGGACGUGGGACAGAGGAGAGUGGAGGAGAGUGUGGGGGAGAGUGCAACGAUGAUGAUGAUGGGGGGGGAGAGUUGGGAAGGGUGUAAGAAGGGUGCCGUGUCACCAUCACCGAUGACAUCAGCGACGACAUCAAAGACGACAUCGCUGUCAACAUCAGCAGCAUCGCUGUCAACAUCGCUACCAACAUCAACAUCGAUAACAACACCACCACCAUCAACAUCGCUACCAACACCACCACCACCAUCAACAUCGCUACCAACACCACCACCACCAUCAACAUCGCUACCAACACCACCACCACCAUCAACAUCGCUACCAACACCACCAUCAACAUCACUACCAACACCACCACCAUCAACAUCGCUACCAACACCAUCAUCAACAUCGCUACCAACACCACCACCACCAUCAACAUCGCUACCAACACCACCACCAUCAACACAGCUACCAACACCACCAUCAACAUCACUACCACCACCACCAUCAACAUCGCUACCAACACCAUCAACAUCGCUACCACCACCACCAUCAACAUCGCUACCAACACCACCAUCAACAUCACUACCACCACCACCAUCAACAUCACUACCACCACCAUCAACAUCGCUACCAACACCAUCAACAUCGCUACCAACACCACCAUCAACAUUGCUACCAAUACCACCACCAUCAACAUCGCUACCAACACCACCACCAUCAACAUCACUACCACCACCAUCAACAUCGCUACCAACACCACCACCAUCAACAUCACUACCACCACCAUCAACAUCGCUACCAACACCAUCAACAUCAACAUCGCUACCAACACCACCACCAUCAACAGCACUACCACCACCAUCAACAUCGCUACCAACACCACCACCAUCAACAUUGCUACCAACACCACCACCAUCAACAUCACUACCACCACCAUCAACAUCGCUACCAACACCAUCAACAUCGCUACCACCACCACCAUCAACAUCACUACCAACACCACCAUCAACAUCACUACCACCACCAUCAACAUCGCUACCAACACCACCACCAUCAACAUCGCUACCAACACCACCACCAUCAACAUUGCUACCAACACCACCACCAUCAACAUCACUACCACCACCAUCAACAUCGCUACCAACACCAUCAACAUCGCUACCAACACCACCAUCAACAUUGCUACCAACACCACCACCAACAUCGCUACCAACACCAUCAACAUCGCUACCAACACCACCAUCAACAUCGCUACCAACACCAUCAACAUCGCUACCAACACCACCAUCAACAUCGCUACCACCACCACCAUCAACAUCGCUACCACCAUCAACAUCGCUACCAACACCACCACCAUCAACAUCGCUACCAAGACCACCACCAUCAACAUCGCUACCAACACCACCACCAUCAACAUCACUACCAACACUACCACCACCAUCAACAUCGCUACCAACACCACCACCAUCAACAUCGUUACCAACACCACCACCAUCAACAUCGCUACCAACACCACCACCACCAUCAACAUCACUACCAUCAACAUUGCUACCAACACGACCACCAUCAUCAACACCACCACCAUUAACAUCGCUACCAACACGACCACCAUCAUCAACACCACCACCAUUAACAUCGCUACCACCACCAUCAACAUCGCUACCAACACCACCACCAUCAACAUCGCUACCAACACCACCACCAUCAACAUCGCUACCACCACCACCAUCAACAUCGCUACCAACACCACCAUCAACAUUACUACCAACACCACCACCAUCACUACCAACACCACCACCAUCAACAUUACUACCACCACCAUCAACAUCGCUACCAACACCACCACCAUCAACAUCACUACCAACACCAUCAACAUCGCUACCAACAACACCACCAUCAACAUUACUACCAACACCACCACCAUCACUACCAACACCAACACCACCAUCAACAUUACUACCAACACCACCACCAUCACUACCAACACCAACACCACCAUCAACAUCACUACCAACACCACCACCAUCAACAUCGCUACCAACACCACCACCAACAUCGCUAACACGACCACCAUCAACAUCGCUACCAACACCACCACCAACAUCGCUAACAACACCACCAUCAACAUCGCUACCAACACCACCAACACCACCAACAUCGCUACCAACUCCACCACCAUCAACAUCGCUAACAACACCACCAUCAACAUCGCUACCACCACCAUCAACAUCAACAUCACUACCAACACCACCACCAUCAACAUCGCUACUAACACCAUCAACAUCGCUAACAACACCACCACCAACAUCGCUACCAACACCACCACCAUCAACAUCGCUACCACCACCAUCAACACAGCUACCAACACCACCACCACCAUCAACAUCGCUACCAACACCACCACCAACAUCGCUACCAACACCACCACCAUCAACAUCGCUACCAACACCAUCAUCAACAUCGCUACCAACACCACCAUCAACAUCGCUACCAACACCACCACCAUCAACAUCGCUACCAACACCACCACCAUCAACACAGCUACCAACACCACCACCACCAUCAACAUCGCUACCAACACCACCACCAUCAACAUCGCUACCAACACCACCACCAUCAACAUCGCUACCAACACCACCACCAUCAACAUCACUACCAACACCACCACCAUCAACAUCGCUACCAAGACCACCACCAUCAACAUCGCUACCAACACCACCACCAUCAAUAUCGCUACCAACACCAUCAUCAACAUCGCUACCAACACCAUCAACAUCGCUACCACCACCACCAUCAACAUUGCUACCAACACCACCACCACCAUCAACAUCGCUACCAACACCACCACCAUCAACAUUGCUACCAACACCACCAUCAACAUCGCUAUCAACACCAUCAUCAACAUCGCUACCACCACCACCAUCAACAUUGUUACCACCACCAUCAUCAACAUCGCUACCAACACCACCACCACCAUCAACAUCGCUACCAACACCAUCAUCAACAUCGCUACCAACACCACCACCACCAUCAACAUCGCUACCAACACCACCACCAUCAACAUCGCUACCAACACCACCAUCAACAUUGCUACCAACACCACCACCAUCAACAUCGCUACCAACACCAUCAUCAACAUCGCUACCAACACCACCACCAUCAACAUCGCUACCAACACCACCACCACCAUCAACAUCGCUACCAACACCACCAUCAUCAUCGCUACCAACACCACCACCACCAACAUCACUACCAACACCACCACCACCAUCAACAUCGCUACCAACACCAUCAUCAACAUCGCUACCAACACCACCACCACCAACAUCACUACCAACACCACCACCAUCAACAUUGCUACCAACACCACCACCACCAUCAACAUCACUACCAACAACACCAUCAACAUCGCUACCAACACCACCACCAUCAACAUCACUACCAACACCACCAACAUCAACAUCGCUACCAACACUACCACCACCAUCAACAUCGCUACCAACACCACCACCAUCAACAUCACUACCAACACUACCACCACCAUCAACAUCGCUACCAACACCACCAUCAACAUCGCUACCAACACCACCACCAUCAACAUCGCUACCAACACCACCACCACCAUCAACAUCACUACCAUCAACAUUGCUACCAACACCACCACCAUCAUCAACACCACCACCAUCAACAUCGCUACCAACACGACCACCAUCAUCAACACCACCACCAUUAACAUCGCUACCACCACCAUCAACAUCGCUACCAACACCACCACCACCAUCAACAUCACUACCAUCAACAUUGCUACCAACACCACCACCAUCAUCAACACCACCACCAUCAACAUCGCUACCAACACGACCACCAUCAUCAACAACACCACCAUCAACAUCGCUACCAACACCACCACCAUCAACAUCACUACCAACACCACCACCAUCAACAUCGCUACUAACACCACCACCAUCAACAUCGCUACCACCACCACCAUCAACAUCACUACCAACACCACCAUCAACAUCGCUACCAACACCAUCAACAUCGCUACCAACACCACCACCACCAUCAACAUCGCUACCAACACCACCACCAUCAACAUCACUACCAACACCACCACCAUCAACAUCACUACCAACACCACCAUCAACAUCGCUACCAACACCACCACCAUCAACAUCGCUACCAACACCACCACCAUCAACAUCGCUACCACCACCACCAUCAACAUCACUACCAACACCACCACCAUCAACAUCGCUACCAACACCACCAUCAACAUCGCUACCAACACCACCACCAUCAACAUCGCUACCACCACCACCAUCAACAUCGCUACCAACACCACCACCAUCAACAUCGCUACCACCACCACCAUCAACAUCACUACCAACACCACCACCAUCAACAUCGCUACCAACACCACCAUCAACAUCGCUACCAACACCACCAUCAACAUCGCUACCAACAUCUCCACCAACACCAUCAACAUCACUACCAACAUCACCACCAUCAACAUCACUACCAACAUCACCACCAUCAACAUCACUACCAACACCACCACCACCAACAUCGCUACCAACACCACCAUCAACAUCAACAUCGCUACCAACACCACCAUCAACAUCGCUACCAACACCACCAUCAACAUCAACAUCGCUAUCAACAUCACCACCAUCAACAUCGCUACCAACACCACCAUCAACAUCACUACCAACACCACCAUCAACAUCAACAUCGCUAUCAACAUCACCACCAUCAACAUCGCUACCACCACCACCACCAUCAACAUCACUACCAACACCACCACCACCACCAACAUCGCUACCAACACCACCACCAUCAACAUCGCUACCAACACCACCACCAUCAACAUCGCUAUCAACAUCACCACCAUCAACAUCGCUACCAACACCACCACCAUCACAAUCAACAUCGCUACCAAUACCACCACCACUAUCAACAUCGCUACCAACACCACCACCAUCAACAUCGCUACCAACACCACCACCAUCAACAUCGCUACCAACACCACCACCAUCAACAUCGGUACCAACACCACCACCACUAACAUCGCUACCAACACCACCACCAUCAACAUCGUUACCAACACCACCACCAUCAACAUCGCUGCCAACACCACCACCAUCAACAUCGCUACCAACACCACCACCAUCAACAUCGUUACCAAUACCACCACCAUCAACAUCGCUGCCAACACCACCACCAUCAACAUCGCUACCAACACCACCAUCAACAUCGCUACCAACACCACCACCAUCAACAUCGCUACCAACACCACCACCAUCAACAUCGCUACCAACACCACCACCAUCAACAUCGCUACCACCACCAUCAACAUCACUACCAACAUCAUCAUCAACAUCGCUACCACCACCACCAUCAACAUCGCUACCAACACCACCAUCAACAUCGCUACCACCACCAUCAACAUUGCUACCAACACCACCAUCAUCAACAUCGCCAACACCACCACUACCACCAUCAACAUCACUACCAGCACCACCACCAUCAACAUCACUACCAUCAACAUCACUACCAUCAACACCACCACCACCAUCGCUACCAACACCACCAUCAACAUCGCUACCAACACCACCAUCAACAUCGCUACCAACACGACCACCAUCAUCAACACCACCACCAUUAACAUCGCUACCACCACCAUCAACAUCGCUACCAACACCACCACCAUCAACAUCACUACCAACACCACCACCAUCAACAUCGCUACUAACACCAUCAACAUCGCUACCAACACCACCACCAUCAACAUCACUACCAACACCACCACCAUUAACAUCGCUACCACCACCAUCAACAUCGCUACCAACACCACCACCAUCAACAUCACUACCAACACCACCACCAUUAACAUCGCUACCACCACCAUCAACAUCGCUACCAACACCACCACCAUCAACAUCACUACCAACACCACCACCAUCAACAUCGCUACUAACACCACCACCAUCAACAUCGCUACCACCACCACCAUCAACAUCACUACCAACACCACCAUCAACAUCGCUACCAACACCACCAUCAACAUCGCUACCAACACCACCACCACCAACAUCACUACCAACACCACCAUCAACAUCGCUACCAACACCACCACCAUCAACAUCACUACCAACACCACCACCAUCAACAUCACUACCAACACCACCACCAUCAACAUCACUACCAACACCACCACCAUCAACAUCACUACCAACACCACCACCAUCAACAUCACUACCAACACCACCACUAUCAACAUCACUACCAACACCACCAUCAACAUCGCUACCAACAACACCAUCAACAUCGCUACCAACACCACCACCAUCAACAUCACUACCAACACCACCACCAUCAACAUCACUACCAACACCACCACUAUCAACAUCACUACCAACACCACCAUCAACAUCGCUACCAACACCACCACCAUCAACAUCGCUACCAACACCACCACCAUCAACAUCGCUACCACCACCACCAUCAACAUCACUACCAACACCACCACCAUCAACAUCGCUACCAACACCACCAUCAACAUCGCUACCAACAUCGCCACCAACACCAUCAACAUCACUACCAACAUCACCACCAUCAACAUCACUACCAACAUCACCACCAUCAACAUCACUACCAACACCACCAUCAACAUCAACAUCACUACCAACACCACCACCACCAACAUCGCUACCAACACCACCAUCAACAUCAACAUCGCUACCAACACCACCAUCAACAUCGCUACCAACACCACCAUCAACAUCAACAUCGCUAUCAACAUCACCACCAUCAACAUCGCUACCAACACCACCAUCAACAUCACUACCAACACCACCAUCAACAUCAACAUCGCUAUCAACAUCACCACCAUCAACAUCGCUACCACCACCACCACCAUCAACAUCACUACCAACACCACCACCACCACCAACAUCGCUACCAACACCACCACCAUCAACAUCGCUACCAGCACCACCACCAUCAACAUCGCUAUCAACAUCACCACCAUCAACAUCGCUACCAACACCACCACCAUCACAAUCAACAUCGCUACCAAUACCACCACCACAAUCAACAUCGCUACAACACCACCACCACUAUCAACAUCGCUACCAACACCACCACCAUCAACAUCGCUAC